CAGGCGCAGUGCGGCGGCCGAGGCAGUGUGUAUGUGAGGCUCUGACGGGUUCAAAAUGGCGGCGGCGGCUCCUGUGAGAGGACAAAGGCGCAGGAGGGACCUGGAGGAAGAGGACGACGACAGCAGCCCUGGAGUGUCCUUCUCACUUUCUUCGGAAGAGUCAGAGAUGGAGCCCGAGGAAGAAAGGAUCCGUUACAGCCAAAGAUUACGUGGCACAAUGCGGCGGCGUUACGAGGACGACGGCAUCUCUGAUGACGAAAUUGAAGGGAAGAGGACAUUUGACCUUGAGGAAAAGCUCUCCACCAACAAGUUUAAUUCUACCUUCGUCAUCUUCAUGGAAGGCAAAGACUUCACAGUUGAAUACAUCCAGCGAGGUGGCCUGAGAGACCCCCUCAUCUUCAGGAGCUCUGAUGGCCUGGGUAUAAAGAUGCCAGAUCCGGACUUCAGCGUAAACGAUGUGCGGCUGUGUGUUGGGAGCCGGCGGAUGGUGGAUGUAAUGGAUGUAAACACACAGAGGGACAUAGAGAUGUCCAUGGCACAGUGGGCACGCUACUAUGAAACACCUGAAGCUGAACGGGAGAAACUUUACAAUGUCAUCAGCCUGGAGUUCAGCCACACCAAACUGGAGAACCUGGUGCAGAGACCUGCUACGGUGGAUUUGAUUGACUGGGUUGAUAACAUGUGGCCCAGGCACCUGAAGGAGAGUCAGACAGAGUCCACAAAUGCUAUUCUAGAGAUGCAGUAUCCAAAAGUGCAGAAGUACUGUCUGAUGAGUGUCAAGGGCUGCUACACCGAUUUCCAUGUGGACUUUGGUGGUACUUCUGUGUGGUAUCACAUCCACAGAGGAGGCAAGAUCUUCUGGUUGAUCCCUCCUACACCCCAGAACCUGGAGCUCUAUGAAAACUGGCUUCUCUCAGGGAAGCAGGGAGACAUAUUUCUUGGGGAUAGAGUGUCAGAGUGCCAGCGCAUCGAGCUGAAGCAGGGCUAUACGUUUGUCAUCCCCUCAGGUUGGAUCCAUGCUGUGUACACUCCCAUGGACACACUGGUUUUUGGAGGCAACUUCUUGCACAGCUUCAACAUCCCUAUGCAGCUCCGGAUCUACAGCAUUGAAGACCGCACGCGGGUCCCAAACAAGUUUCGCUAUCCCUUCUAUUAUGAGAUGUGUUGGUACGUGCUGGAGCGCUAUGUCUACUGCAUCACCAGCCGCUCACAUCUCACCAAGGACUUCCAGAAGGAAUCACUCAGCAUGGAUAUGGAGCUGAGCUCCUCAGACUCGGUAAACAUGGAGGAAGAGGAGGAGGAAGAGGAGGAUGCAGCAGGAAAGGAACCAAGGAGACCGAUCACGAGACGGUCUGUUCUUACCAGCCCUGUAGCCAAUGGUGCCAACGUGGACUAUGACGAACUGGGCAGGAGCUGCCGGAGCAGCCUGCCGGCUCUGAAGAAGAGCCCAUCUGUAGACUCCUCUGACUCUAGCCGGGGCUCCCAGAAUGGCCAGGCCUGGGAGCUACAUGGUGGCAGUCCACGCAAGAGCAGGAGGGUGCACCUGACACAGUUUGAGCUGGAGGGGCUGCGCUGCCUGGUAGACAAGCUAGAGUCACUCCCUCUGCACAAGAAGUGCGUUCCCACCGGCAUCGAGGACGAGGACGCUCUCAUCGCCGAUGUCAAGCUGCUGCUAGAAGAAUACGCAAACAGUGACCCCAAACUGGCACUUACAGGCAUCCCCAUUGUCCAGUGGCCCAAAAGAGACAAGCUAAAGCUGCAGGCCCGGCUGAGAGUGCGCCUGCCCACCAUACCCAUUACCAAGCCUCACACGAUGAAGCCAACCCCUCGCCCAACGCCCAUCAGGCCCACGAUGUCCCCCAUCGUGUCAGGUGCCCGGCGGAGGCGCGUGCGCUGCCGGAAAUGCAAGGCCUGCAUGCAGGGCGAGUGUGGCAUGUGCCACUACUGCAGGGACAUGAAGAAGUUUGGUGGACCUGGUCGUAUGAAGCAGUCCUGCGUCCUCCGGCAGUGCUUAGCGCCCAGGCUGCCUCACUCGGUCACGUGUGCGCUUUGCGGGGAGGUGGAUCAGAAUGAGGACUCGCAGGACUUUGAGAAGAAGCUCAUGGAGUGCUGCAUCUGCAAUGAGAUUGUUCACCCUGGCUGCCUGCAGAUGGAUGGGGAAGGGCUGCUCAAUGACGAGCUCCCCAACUGCUGGGAAUGUCCCAAAUGCUACCAGGGUGACGACACAGAGAAGGGCCAGAAGCGCAAGGUAGAAGAGAGCGAUGAUGACAUGGCACAAGCCAAGGUGCUGCGGCCCCUGCGGAGCUGUGAGGAGCCCCUGACCCCGCCACCCAACUCGCCCACCCCCAUGCUACAGCUGAUCCACGACCCGGUGUCACCGCGAGGUGUGGUAACGCGCUCGUCCCCAGGCGCUGGUCCCAGCGAGCACCACAGCGCCAGCAGGGACGAGCGGUUCAAGCGGCGCCAGCUUCUGCGGCUCCAGGCCACUGAGCGAACCAUUGUGCGGGAGAAGGAGAACAACCCCAGUGGCAAGAAGGAGCUGUCAGAAGUGGAGAAGGCUAAGCUGCAUGGCUCCUACCUCACCGUGACGCUCCAGCGCCCCACCAAAGAUGUUCAUGGCACUUCCAUUGUCCCCAAGCUGCAAGCCAUCACCGCCUCCUCUGCCAACUUGCAGCACUCUCCCCGUGUGGUGAUGCGCCACACACCUGCCCGGAUGUACCCCCGGGGUGGGGGGGAGGACGAGGCGGCUGCUGAGGAGGACGAGGAGGAGGAGGAUGAAGAUGAUGAGAACAUGGAGGAGGGAGGGGCUGCCCGCCUCAACGGCAGAGGGGGCCGGGUGCAGGAGGGUGAGGAGAGCUGGAUGCAGCGCGAGGUGUGGAUGUCUGUCUUCCGCUACCUCACCCGCAGGGAGCUCUGCGAGUGCAUGCGGGUGUGCAAGACCUGGUACAAGUGGUGCUGUGACAAGAGACUGUGGACAAAGAUAGAUUUGAGCAGGUGCAAGUCCAUCACCCCCCAGGCACUGAGUGGUAUCAUCAAAAGACAGCCUGUCAGCCUUGACCUCAGCUGGACCAACAUCUCCAAAAAACAGCUCACGUGGCUUGUCAACAGACUGCCAGGCCUGAAAGACCUCAUCUUAGCAGGCUGUUCCUGGUCUGCAGUCUGCGCUCUCAGUACCUCCAGCUGCCCCCUUCUCAGGACCCUUGAUCUUCGGUGGGCAGUAGGAAUCAAGGACCCUCAGAUCCGGGACUUGCUCACACCUCCAACAGAUAAACCCAGUCAGGACAAUCGCAGCAAACUCCGCAACAUGAUUGAUUUCCGGCUUGCUGGCCUGGACAUCACUGACGCCACGCUGCGGCUGAUCAUCCGCCACAUGCCCCUGCUCUCCCGCCUUGACCUCAGCCACUGCAACCACCUUACAGACCAGUCUGCCAACCUCCUCACGGCUGUGGGCUCUUCCACACGCAACUCCCUCACUGAGCUCAACAUGGCAGGCUGCAAUAAGCUGACAGACCAGGCCUUGCUGUACCUGCGCCGCAUCUCCAACGUCACUCUCAUUGACCUGCGAGGUUGCAAGCAGAUCACUCGCAAAGCCUGUGAGCACUUCAUCUCAGAUCUGUCCAUCAACAGCCUGUAUUGCCUGUCCGAUGAGAAGCUGAUCCAAAAGAUCAGCUAGAGACCCUCCCCCGGGCAGGCUGAGGAGAAGGAAAAAAAGCCCACCCCUCUCAGAGAGCCACUCCUCCGCCUUCCCACCUUGCCCUCCAUGUCCUGCCCCUGCCUCCUCGUGGGCAGGGCCGGUACUGGCCUUGCUCAGCUGUCUUUUCUCCUCCUACCGCUGGGACUUGUGCCGAUGUGGGCAUUCCCCUGGCUGGCCAGUACGAGAGGAGGACCGUGCCCGCAGCAGGGAGCUCCCAAGGCGGAGGUUGUCGCAGACAUCCCUGGGUGGAGAAAUGGGGCGCACCCUCUUCCCCCCGCUUUUCCCCAGCUCCUUGCCUUGAAACACUUGUCACUUCCCCAUUAGCACAAAGCUUGAGGCCUCUCCAAGGAGGAGGGAGCAGAGCUGGGACAGACCCUCUCUCUCGGUGCCACCACCAGCUUGAGCCCUGCUCUUAGCCCCCUCACCUGGCCCUCGGAUCCCGUUCUUCCCCUGCGGUGAGGGUGAGGGCAGGAGCCCUACAGCCUGGGCGUGGUGGCAAGGCUGGGGAUGGAGCUUCCACCCUGGGGCUUCCUCAGAGCCCUGUGCAAGGCUAGGCUAGGGGAGCAGCCCCCAGAGCUCAGGGAGGACUCGAAUAAUCAGCGAAGGGUGAGUGAGUACAGGGGGAGCAGGAACUGCUGCUUCUCCCUCCCCAGCUGCCUGCCAAGGCCCAGCACUGCCAAGUGCUGAGAUUUGUGUGGCAGGACUGUCCUGCUGCCUUGUCCUCUCCUCUCCCCCCGCCCCAUUUUAGCUGCCGUUUUUUCCUUUGCAAUGAGCGGUUGGUCCAAAGAACCUCUCUCUAGGGCAGCAGAGAGCUUUUUGCACUUUAAGAAAAAAAAAAAAAAAGUUGGUAUCUUUUGGGUCACUCUUUUGUUUCCCUCCCUGCCCGCGCCCGGCUGCUGCUCCUCUCCCCGGUGCAUGGCACAGCGCAGCCCCGUGUGCCCCUGGGGCCCCAGAAGCAAUAAGGGAGGAGAGGAGGCUGCGGGGGUGCUGUUAGUGGGGGGAGCAGAGCCCCCCACCUCUGUCCUGGUGGUGGUCGCUGUGUAAGGCAGCGGAAGAAUCAGCGUUUUUUCUUUUUUCCUUGGGUUCAUUUGUUUUUUGAGUUUCGCCACCAGAAGGGCAGAGGCACAGGGAGCGGUGCGGGACCUCCCUCCUUUCCCCCUCCCCGCCCCCUCUCCCCCACAGCCCCGCAGGGACAGGCGAUCUACCAGUAAGCGAAGAGAGAGUUCUAUAUGUGAAAUCACUCAGUGAUUUAAAGCACCCGGACUGCUCCCGGCCACCUCCCGCAAGAACAGUUCCUAUUGUUUAAGGGUUUGGUUGUGUUUUUGUUCUGUUUCGACCUCCCCUCCCUUCUCCCCCUCGGAGAAAUAUUGUAAAUAUAUAUUUUUUGUUGGCAAUUUAGAGUCCAUCUCUGAUGUUUGUGCUUUAAAAUUAAAUGUAAGCAUUAAGGGUUAAAGCAAACCAUAGCGUGCGCUCUCUGCGUUGGGGCUUGGGGGG
Messenger RNA from Centrocercus urophasianus (Greater sage-grouse), 5188 nucleotides. RefSeq names its product lysine demethylase 2A (gene KDM2A). The transcript is spliced from 22 exons. Gene Ontology annotation, biological process: regulation of transcription by RNA polymerase II; protein demethylation. The coding region runs from base 56 to 3673 and encodes 1205 amino acids. NCBI's taxonomy places the organism in Eukaryota, Metazoa, Chordata, Aves, Galliformes, Phasianidae. The record is from RefSeq and is a predicted model, not a curated record. Gene Ontology annotation, molecular function: protein binding; zinc ion binding; transcription coregulator activity.